AUGGGCCAGACGUUUAGCCAAGACAACACCGAUGAAGCGGCAAAAGUUCUCGUACUAGAGCUGUUCACAAAGGAAAAAAUCACGAGAUUCUUUCAAUUGCGAUGUGUGCAUCUCCUCUCCCCUGAGGAGCUCUCCACAUUAACCUCGAGUCUCGAUCUCACAUCUGCCAAUGAUCGAGAAACCGCAAUUUCGUAUGCCCAAGUGGCGCAUCUCCUUCAUUUGGCCAAUGAUGUGACAGAGUUGAGUACGAGCUGCAAUGAAGCGAUCAAGCUUUUGGCAGACACAUUCACUGUUCUAGGGAGUUUACCGUUCCUUCGAGACUCGGUUGAAAAUGUCGAGUGGCCAUUGACCUUGAAGGGGUUGCUCAUCGCAUCUGCUGUUUUCCUGGGGAGAAUAAGACGUCUUCUUGGCCACAAGUAUGAUUACUUGAAACUUCUAUAUAUUGCCUUUGCUGCAAGUUCAAGUAGGGCCAAUCCGCCACCAGUGGAGAAGUCCGAAUCUGAUCCUGAGAAAAGUUCGAGUCCAUCUGGUGAUGACGAGUUUGUGGUGGAAGCAGUGAGGCCGCCACCUGAUCGUGAGGACGAGCUUGAUGACACACUUACAGCACGAAGGAUCAAGUGGGACACGUGUGCUACGAUUAAGUCUUACGAUGAGAUAGAUAUCAAUAGUUUGCAAUUGAAGGCCUCCGAUUUUGCUAAAAUAUUGGCUAUUUUAUUGAUAGUGGGGUCUGUUCCCAAGAAAUCUCACAGGGACAUGCAAGCACAAGUGCAGCAAAGUUUGAAAGAGAAGUGGACCUCUUUUGAAGAGGCAGCAUAUUCAGUGUUAAAAUACUUUGACCUCGAAGUCGACAAGAUCAACGCCAAGCAGAUCUCAGUAUCGUAUGAAGCAUUCAGAGCGGGCUGUAAAAAUGGUAUCGGAAGUUUUAUUAUUGAUACCCUAGCUAAGCUCGUAAACGGGAGUAUUUUUUCCUCUAUAACCUCCGAUGGUAAUGCGGAGGCGGGAGACAAACCUCCCAGCACCGAGGAGUCUCCUAAGUCCCCAUCAAAAACACGCACACUGAGAAAAUUUGAAGAAUCAAGACUUAUAAACGAACCGUCAAUUGCCUUGAUAUCUCUAGCGCUUCGCAAUGCUGGCACCCGACACACGGUGGAUACAGCCAAUCUAGUCCAGCUCUACAACGGCUCCCAGAGUGGUUUUUCGAUUAGAUCGCUCGAGCAGAAGAUUUUCAAGUGGCAUGCACCUACUGUCUUCCUCGUUUCGGGCAAACGACUUAAGCAAAAAACAAUCAACACCAAUCGAAGAUACCAGCAAUUUGAUCAGGAGUACCCGAGAUACUUUCUCGCCAACGAGAACUCUCAAAAAGAUUGGCAGGCCAAUCACGAUGUUCUCACAUACGCGGUGUUUGUUCAUCUGCCCUGGAAAAGCUCGAACAAAAAGAACUUCGGCGACGAAGAGGCGGUCGUCAUUAGCCUUCUGCCGCACUUCGACUACUACAAGACCAAGCCAGACCCUGUUUUGCAAGGCAAGCUGACAUACUUUAGCAAUUUGGGAAUGGGCAUUGGGUUUGGAAACGAUCAACCCGUGAACAAAAACACCAUACGCAAAUAUCUACCAGGAAAUGUAUCUCUUACAAUUGAGGCUAACCUCGAAUUUGCGAUAUUCAGGCAUAUCAGCAACGGGGGUCCUCACACAACAACUUAUUUUGAGAAGUCAACACAAGAAAGGCUUCACGAUGAGGACUUUGAGGAUAGAUUCAUGAUAACGGAUAUCGAGGUUUGGGGGGUAGGCUCCAACAAGGAGUUGGAUGAACAGCGAAAACAAUGGGAGUGGGAAGAGAAACAAGCAAAAGCACGACAAAGCGUCAAUCUUAGGAACACUGGCGAAGAACGUGCGUUCCUCGAGAUGGCGGGUUUAGUAGGAAACCACGGAUCAGGUGGCUCCAUCUGA
Molecule: messenger RNA, 1947 nt
Organism: Candidozyma auris
Lineage: Eukaryota; Fungi; Ascomycota; Pichiomycetes; Serinales; Metschnikowiaceae
Product: TLD domain-containing protein
Exons: 1
Coding region: 1-1947 (648 amino acids)
Source: RefSeq, a predicted model, not a curated record